Hippoglossus stenolepis (Pacific halibut) is the source of this 1639-nucleotide messenger RNA. RefSeq names its product deoxyhypusine synthase (gene dhps). Bases 212 to 1300 code for a protein of 362 amino acids. The record is from RefSeq and is a predicted model, not a curated record. Gene Ontology annotation, biological process: peptidyl-hypusine biosynthetic process. Gene Ontology annotation, molecular function: deoxyhypusine synthase activity. Lineage: Eukaryota; Metazoa; Chordata; Actinopteri; Pleuronectiformes; Pleuronectidae. The transcript is spliced from 10 exons. Gene Ontology annotation, cellular component: cytoplasm.
UAGCUCGGUUAGCUCGUCUCGUACCCGUGUUCUGGUGUCAAGCUCCGGGGGGAAACACGAGUGUUAUUGGGGUGUUUGGGCACCGUGUGCUGCCAGGACAGAUGUUAAUACACCUCCACAUGUCUUCCUCGUGUCUCUGAGCUGUGCUGGGAACACACAGGAUUAUUAUUUUCUGAAGAGAAGCCGCGGUGGUGGGAAAGUUUGUGAUGAGAUGGCAGACUGUGCCCCCUCUGUUGCCAUGGAAGCCGUCCUCAAGCCCAGCUGCGAACUCCCAGAGGACAUGACCAAGAUCAAGGGCUAUGACUUCAACCAGGGGGUCGAUCUCCACCAAGUGCUGAAGUCCUACUUCACCACGGGUUUCCAGGCCAGCAGCUUGGGCUUGGCCAUCCAGCAGAUCAACCUCAUGAUAGAGAAGCGGCUUGAACCAGUGGAGGCAGGAGAGGGAGCUGAGUCUGGUGAAUCCCCCCAGCACUCGGGCUGCACCAUCUUCCUGGGUUACACCUCCAACCUCAUCAGCUCCGGAGUCAGGGAGAGCAUCCGCUAUCUGGCAGAGCACAAAAUGGUGGAUGUGAUUGUUACCACAGCUGGAGGUAUCGAGGAGGAUUUUAUCAAGUGUAUGGCUCACACAUACCUGGGAGACUUUAGCCUGCCCGGAAAGGAGCUCCGCUUGAGAGGAAUUAACAGAAUAGGGAACCUUUUGGUGCCCAAUGAUAACUACUGUAAGUUUGAAGACUGGGUGAUUCCCAUCCUGGACCAGAUGUUGUUGGAGCAGAACACCGAGGGAACCCGUUGGACUCCCUCCAAAAUGAUCCAUCGGCUCGGGAAGGAGAUCAAUAAUACUGAGUCUGUCUACUACUGGGCGUACAAGAAUAAUAUCCCAGUGUUCAGUCCUGCUCUGACAGAUGGCUCUCUGGGGGACAUGAUCUACUUCCACUCUUUUAAGAACCCUGGCUUGGUACUGGACAUAGUGGAGGAUAUCCGCAGGAUGAACAGCCAGGCGGUUUUUGCCAAGAAAUCGGGAAUGAUCAUCUUGGGAGGAGGCCUGGUCAAACAUCACAUAGCCAAUGCUAAUCUUAUGAGGAACGGAGCCGACUAUGCAGUGUUUGUAAACACAGGUCAGGAGUUUGAUGGCUCCGACUCUGGGGCCAGACCUGAUGAGGCCGUAUCCUGGGGCAAGAUCAGAACAGAUGCCAAACCUGUCAAGGUGUAUGCAGACGCCUCUUUAGUCUUCCCUCUGAUAGUGGCCGAGACCUUCGCUCUCCACGCGGACAAGCUGACCGCUGGAAAGAAAACAGAUUAAAUGGUUUUCUCCUUAAACUCUCCGUUAGAAACAACAACCAGCUGUGUCGCUCUGGUUCUUCCUUCUUUCUUCUAAUUUAACAUAUGAGUUUGAUCUUGUGAACCUUUCCAUUGAGAAUACAUGGUUACCACUUGGCAACUGUAAGAGGCAGCAUUGUGAUGUUGUCACGCACACAAUGCACCAAAGAGAAUGCAUCAGGUUUUAGCUGUGUGUGUCCAGUAUCAGUGUGUUUUAGCGGGUGUAUGGUGUUUUAAUGUAUUUCAGUUCCGCUGUUUUUACAUCAUCUUGUAUCUGGAUGACAGAUGUGCCCGCGUGGCCGAAUAAAUCACAAAGUUAUAA